AGGAGGCGGUGCGGGGGGAGGCGGCGCCGGGGCGAGCCUGCGGUGGGGAUGGCGUGAGCGGCGCGGGAGCCGGCGGCGGCGCUUUGUGUGCCGGGCGCGGACAAAGGCGGCGCCCGCGGCGGCGGGACCGGGCAGAGGCCCCCGUUUGGGCAGGAUGCGCGGGGGCUGCACGGCGCUCCUGGCCGUGCCCUGGCUGGCCCUGCUGGCCCUGGCUUGGCAGAGCCCUGAGAAGCCGUCGGCCACCCCGCUUUUCACCCGUCGGCCCUUUCUGGUGGCCUGGAACAUGCCCACCCAGGACUGCAAGCCCCGCUUCCAGGUAUCCUUCGACUUUAGCCUCUUUGACCUGCAUGCCUCUCCCAAUGAGGGCUUUGUGGGACAGAACCUCACCAUCUUCUACAAGGAGCGCCUGGGGCUCUACCCCUACUACACCAGCCAGCGUGUGGCCAUCAACGGUGGUGUCCCCCAAAACAGCAGCCUGUCCGAGCACCUCGCCCGUCUCCCGGAGAACAUCAACAAGUAUAUCCGCUCGCCCACCAAGGAAGGGCUGGCUGUCAUUGACUGGGAGGAGUGGCGGCCCAUUUGGGCUCGCAACUGGAAGCCCAAGGACAUCUACCGGGAGGAGUCUCAGCAGCUGGUGUACCAACGGCAGCGCCACUGGUCCCGUGAGGAGGUGAACAAGCAGGCGGUGUUCGAGUUUGAGUCGGCCGCCCGGCAGUUCAUGGUGAGCACCUUGCGCCUGGCCAAGAGCUUCCGUCCCAAGCAGCUCUGGGGGUACUACCUCUUCCCCGACUGCUACAACCAUGACUACAGCAAGAACAAGGAGAGCUACACUGGGCAGUGCCCGGACGUGGAGAAGACACGCAACGACCAGCUGGCGUGGCUCUGGAGGGAAAGCAUGGCCCUCUAUCCCUCCAUCUACCUCGACUUGCUCCUGGCUUCCACUCCCAACAGCCGCAAGUUUGUGCGGGCACGGGUGAUGGAGGCUCUGCGCAUCUCGGAGCAGCACCAUGAUGGCUACUGCCUACCCGUCUUUGUCUACACUCGUCCCACCUACAUCCACAAGCUGGAUGUGCUCAGCCAGUCGGACCUGAUCUCCACCAUCGGAGAGAGCGCAGCGCUGGGUGCCGCUGGGGCCAUUUUCUGGGGCGACGCAAACAUCACCAAAAACCGGGAAUCGUGCCAGAUCAUCAAGAACUACCUGGAGGAGGACCUGGGCCGCUACAUUGUGAAUGUCACAACGGCGGCACAGCUCUGCAGCACGGUGCUGUGCCAUGGGCAGGGCCGUUGCCUGCGCCAGGACAGCACCGCAGAUGUCUUCCUUCAUCUCAAUUCCACCAACUUCCAGCUGCGGCGUCGGGAUGAGGAGCACCCCCAGCAGCCCCUCUUCUGGGCUGAGGGCCAGCUGUCCUCGGCCGAUAUCCUCUUCCUACGGACCCACUUCCGCUGCCACUGCUACCAGGGCUGGCAGGGCAGCAGCUGCCGGGUGUCCGCUGACUCUAGCAACGAUGCCCCUCAACCCCUGGCACCGCUCGGACUUGGGGUGCUGCUGCUGCUGCUGCUUGCAAGCUGGGGCUGAACCCCCCCGGACUGAGCUGGCCCCGCUUUCUGUGGUGAGGUGGGGACCUAUUUGAGAUGUCCCUGCCCUGCCUGUGUGGCAGCUUGUGACGGGCGCACCGUGGGGGGAGAGCUGUGCGGUCACCCCCCCUCUGCCCUCCCUGCUGGAGGGCGGGUGCCCCCCAUGGGGAUGGAGGGCAGGGAGGGU
Messenger RNA from Cuculus canorus (common cuckoo), 1762 nucleotides. RefSeq names its product hyaluronidase 2 (gene HYAL2). Lineage: Eukaryota; Metazoa; Chordata; Aves; Cuculiformes; Cuculidae. The record is from RefSeq and is a predicted model, not a curated record. The transcript has 4 exons. Gene Ontology annotation, molecular function: hyaluronoglucuronidase activity; hyalurononglucosaminidase activity. Gene Ontology annotation, biological process: carbohydrate metabolic process; hyaluronan catabolic process. The coding region runs from base 155 to 1576 and encodes 473 amino acids.